GUCACCUUCUGCUCCCGGGCAGUGAAGGAGAUCUGGGUCAGCGCCCUCCUUGGACCACCAGAAGGAGUUCAGGGAGCCCGGGUGACCCAGCUGCCGUCCAUAAGGCUGGUCUUGAAGGAGCUGAGUGGCCGCCAUGCUGGGAAGACACUGGAUGCCGGCAGCCUGGAGAAGCUGCUCCAGCACCAGGCCCAGGCUGGUGCCAGGCAGCUGCCGGUCCCUCGCCCUUCCGGCAGUGAAGGCAGACAUGGCCAUGUGGAUGGCGGGACGAGCAGGAGCAGGAGGAGGCUGCCCUGGCCAUUUGCACGGCUAGGCACCCGGGCUGCGGCAGAGGCACCGGGGCCAUCGGGCUCUGCUGUCGCAGGAGCUCUCUUUGGCCGGCCCCUGGCAGAUCUGUGCAGCCAGGACAGCAUGCUGCCUCAGCCCAUCCAGGACCUUCUGGCUCUGCUCAAGGAGCAUGGCCCAUCCACGGAGGGGAUCUUCCGGCUGGCAGUCAGCCAGCGCGCCUGCCGUGAGGUCAGGGACGCCCUGGACAGCGGGGUGCCGGUGCAGCUGGCAAACCAGCCCGUGCUGCUGCUGGCUGUCCUCUUGAAGGACCUCCUCCGGAAUAUCCCCUCCAAGCCCCUCGACACCCAGCUGUUCGAGGAAUGGAUGCACGCCAUGGAGAAGACCUGCAGGCAGGAGAGGCUGGCAGCCCUGAAAGAGGUGGCCAGCAAGUUACCAGGGGCCAACCUGCUCCUGCUCCGGCACUUGCUGUCGCUGCUUAGCAGCAUCAGCAAGAACGUGGCCACAACCAAGAUGACGGCUGGAAACCUGGCCAUCUGCCUGGCACCAAACCUCCUGAGCCCACCCCAGGAGGUGCCCCUGGAUGUCCUGGCUCUGGAGACAGGGAAGGUGACAAAGCUUGUUGAGUUCCUCAUCAACCACCAUGAGGAACUCCUUGGAGAGCAGGUGGCCGGGUUGGCCAGCAAGGGGGUUGAGGAGACACCAGCACCUCAAGCAGAGCUGGAAACAGCAGAGGUGCCUCCCAUCGCUCCCAAGUGCGAACAGCAGAGGAGCUUAUCCGGGCAGAAAAGGUUCCCUGGCUCUUCGUGGAACACCAGGAAGCGAAGAGCAACCUGGGAAGAGGGCAACGACGGGCCACCGUGCCGAAAGAAGAGCAAAACUGAGCUCUCAGGGAUGGCCAACUGAAGAAAUUCAAGCAGGGGAAGAACGAGGCAGCCAGGUAUGUAGCAGAGCCUGUGUUCCAUCUAUUUGCCAAGCUCUGAGUAUAGGAAACAUUGCUGAGGUGCACAGGAUGGUCCUGCCUCAGGGGAACAUGUGUGUCAGGAGAAACAUGCUACCCCAGCAUUACCUGCCAACCUGUGGUUUUAGUAUGGCAGAGUGAGGGAUGCUGCUGCCUGGAUUUUGGAAAGGACCAUAUCCCAGCUUCCCAGGCUCCCUGCCGAGCCCUGCUGCCUGGCAAGGGGGCACUAUGCAUCUCUGUCAACUUGCCGUGCUCUGAGGGUAUCACAUGUGUUGAGAAGGGACCAAAGCAGCACUGUAGUUGCCAGUAAAGAACCAGUAAGGAGCCUCUCUCCUGUGCUAGCAAUGACCCUUUUUACAGCACACUUCCAAACAACCCAGGAGCCCAGUCCCUCCUGCUCCUGCCCUCACGGCUUCAUCAGCACUUUCUGACUCUGCCCUUGUAGGUGCCCAUUUACUGCUUCGAUUCCCCACAUGAGCUCUGCUGCCUGGGCUUGGAGUUCCACCCUGCGGCCCCAGCACCACCUCGGCAGCGGCGAGGACAGAGCCACCAUGUCCUUCUGCUCUGGAUAGAAGGUUCCACCACCUCGCCCCGGAGCCAGAGCAGCGCCCUCAGACCCAUCCCAGCCCUCGCAGGAGGCCUUGCUGGCUCGCUCCUCAGCCCCGCCAGCAAAUGACAAACCGCUGGUGCAUCUCCCCAAGCGGGGAGCUGGCCUCUGGACUUCCCCUUACCAUGUUCA
Pezoporus flaviventris is the source of this 1982-nucleotide messenger RNA. Its product is annotated as T-cell activation Rho GTPase-activating protein-like. The record is from RefSeq and is a predicted model, not a curated record. Bases 409 to 1188 code for a protein of 259 amino acids. Gene Ontology annotation, biological process: signal transduction. Gene Ontology annotation, molecular function: GTPase activator activity. The transcript is spliced from 12 exons. Lineage: Eukaryota; Metazoa; Chordata; Aves; Psittaciformes; Psittacidae.